Messenger RNA from Anoplophora glabripennis (Asian longhorned beetle), 1704 nucleotides. RefSeq names its product probable E3 ubiquitin-protein ligase makorin-2. The record is from RefSeq and is a predicted model, not a curated record. Gene Ontology annotation, biological process: protein polyubiquitination. Gene Ontology annotation, molecular function: metal ion binding; ubiquitin protein ligase activity. The transcript is spliced from 5 exons. Lineage: Eukaryota; Metazoa; Arthropoda; Insecta; Coleoptera; Cerambycidae. Bases 543 to 1514 code for a protein of 323 amino acids.
AUUCGCUACAAUCGGCCCAACUCGCUAUGCGCCACGCCACAGCCUCACGUCCGACGUUAAUUUAAAAUGGAAAGUUUACCGGUUUAAGAGUGUGAGGACGCAGACGGUUGUCGAAAACGUGUUUUCAUCGACCAGCCGCACGGUCCUUUGUUAUCUCCGCAAAAGCUGGCUUAGAAAAACGGUUCUGUGAUCCCCUGUUUUUUUGUUGUAAACAUUUGUUUAACGUGUAAAUGUGUGCCAUAAAAUCUGUGCUGUGACUACUUAGACUGUGAAUUUACUAUUGUUUGUUAUUCGUUGUUGUUGAGGAAGAAGACUAGUUGUUUAAGAUGGCUAUGGCUGUCAAAUGGGAACAGUGAAGAUGAAGUGUCAGUUAGACUAAAGAAAAGUCAUCUCUAAUCCUACUUUUGUAAAACCCCAAGUAGAAUCUCUGAAAAAAAAAUAGCCAAAGAACAAUAUUUUGUAUAUCUUAUUUACAUUUAGAUAAGUCCGCGAAAACGGAAAUCGUUGUGUAAAAUCUACGGUAGUUUGUCAAACGUGCGAAAAUGAAUAUAGGAGUUUUGGAAGAAAACCGCGUGAUAUGCAGAUACAAUCUUCGGGGCAUGUGCCGGUUUGGUGGCAGGUGCAGGAACAUACACAUCGCCCCUGAAAAGCUCACAGAGAAAUUAGAAGCAGAAAACAAGAUAACGCCUACAAUCGACGCAGACUCUCUAGCGUCCUCUUUGGGCGCUUGCGCGUUGUCCCCCAAAAAGUCGAAGCCCUCGCCCAAGGAUAAAGGAGCAGCUUCCACGGUGAGCCCCAAGGAGGACCUUCUGGGCCUUGGCCCAAGCACCUCGUCAGCCGAGGAGGCUGUGGCCCUCGUAAAGAAGGUCGAAUCCGCCCACAAGACGUGCGGCAUCUGCUUCGACAUCAUCCUCCAGAAGGCCAACAGGCUGGAACAGACCUUCGGCAUCCUGCCCAACUGCAACCACUGCUUCUGCUUCACCUGCCUCCGCAAGUGGCGCCAGAGCAAGGAGUUCGAGUUGGACGUGGCCAAGGCAUGUCCAGAAUGCAGAACAGCGUCAGAUUUCGUGUACCCCUCCAAGUACUGGGUGGAAAACAAAGAAGAGAAAACUGAAUUCAUAGACGCCCAGAAGCAGAGGAUGAAGAAACAGAACUGCAGGUACUUCCGGCAGGGUAAGGGCAAGUGCCCCUUCGGCAAUACGUGCCUCUACCUGCACGCCCUCCCCAACGGCAAGACGCUCGACGUCGGACCGCCUCGUCCAAGACGACGCAGGCCUUCAGGUAUAGGUAUAGAUAACGAUCUGGUGCACCAAAUCCUCUUCUGGCUGAACGACGACGAUCUCGACGAUGACGACGUCGAUGACUUCGAGCUCGAUCUGUCCGAUCCGUGCAUCGCGAUGCAAUACUACGACCAUGGCGAUAUCCGGCGCUACAUCGCCAUGGAGCGUCUCAUGCGGGGCGACGACGGAGACGACGACGACGACGACAGCGACUACGAGUUCCUCCUUUUCUAAGUAAGAAGCGAGGGUGUAAAGUGUCGUCUGUCGCUUAUUUUCGUGCCGCUGAAUGUCUGUCUUAUAAUUUUUUGUAUUAUGGUUAGUUUUCUUCGAUUAUUAUUGCUUAGUUAUUUUUAUUAUUACUAUUAAACAUAAUGUAUUCAUUUGUGUAUUCUUAAGUAAUAAAAACUUCAGUUUAUUUAAAUGA